This is a messenger RNA of Spirodela intermedia, 9964 nucleotides long. NCBI's taxonomy places the organism in Eukaryota, Viridiplantae, Streptophyta, Magnoliopsida, Alismatales, Araceae. The record is from the annotation of a GenBank genome assembly.
AUGGACGUCGAAACACCAAGGGACUUCGUGUCCCUGGAUCCAGAAUUGUUGCAGCUUCCAGAAGUCUCACCGUUGGCUCUGAAGGAGAGCCCUCGUAUCGCUGAGGAGCUGUACUCGCAGUGGCUUUCUCUCCCGGAUACUGUCCGAUUGGUACGCCUUUUAUUUUCCUUGGUUUCCUUCAAUCGUCUCUUUAUCCUUGGUUAGAUUUGUGAUCAUUUUAUUUUCCUUGGCUUCCUUCAUUUGUAUCUAUAAUAUAUCCUUUGUUUUGUAUUAUAUAAUUAAUACUCUGGUGAAUUCCAAUUGAGUCUCAUGAUUUGAAAUGAAUAUUAUUCCUUGAUUCUUUAUGCCUCAUGAGUCUCAGUUGAGUCUCAUGUCUACCCCGUUCACUUUAAGAUAGAAACUAAAAAUCAAGGGAAUGCUAUCGAAUCACAUUUUUGACGGUCUGAUGGUGUGUACCAUCUCAACAAAAUGAUUUACUGGCCAAUAAAAUUAUGAAUAUAUGUGGAGCCUUGAAAAGAAAAUGGAAUAACUAUUCCUGCUCAUUUGAGGCUGUGAGGUGAUGUAAUUCUCAAAGUGACGGGAGUAAUGCUAUUUUUUCCCCUGUUGUGCUAUUUUUUUUCACUGAAUAUUUUAAAUAAACAGCGCGUUUAUGAUACCUAUGCGUUGAAUAGUCUACAAAGUAGUACUGCGGGGUAGUUUAUUGGGUGUUUAAACAAGAAUGCGCAAAAGAUACAUAUCUUCAUCACAUUGUCGCUACCCUGGCCCCUUUUUCUUUUUAAGAACCGUUUAUGUAAUCUUAUUUGAUAUCUUUUUUUUUGGCACAUCCUAUCUGGCUCCUCUAAGAGGAUUUCCAUGCUUUCUCAUGACCAUUUAUGAGUGGUAGGUAAUCUGAAGAACAGAGAAUAUUUGUCACUUGCCUGUUUCAUUUAGCAAUGCUGAUAGCUUAAAAGACAAAAGGUGAUUUGACAAGUUUUUAAGUUUAUUUUGCUGAAAUUUUUCCUGGAAUCUAUCUAGUUCUGAUGUGGAGAAAUUGACAUCUAAAUGUCCAUCAAAUUCAUGACUUCGCAUUCCAUUGGAGUUUUUCUACCUGAAGUACCGAAUAUGAUUCAGUCGCAAUCGAAGUACAGACCCACCUUAUCUUACAGAUUAUUUUGGUAGCAAUUCUGGUGUCUGGCAUGAAAGUUGCUCAACCGUUGAAUUUUCUAAAAUUUUCGGUUUUCCAAUUAUAUGAUGUUGAUUCAUUCAGUUUAAAAUUGCAUCAAGACGCAGUUUUAAUGCAGAAGUUCUUGCUAGUAAUCAAUAUUGGGUGUUCUGAAUAAUUUUCCUUUGAGAUACCAAGGGCGCUUUAUUGGUCAAGCAAAAUUGCGCGUGAACUGUUGACAACAAUACGUUGAGUACACAUCGGUCAGACAUCAAUGUGUUGUACUAUUUUUGUAUAAUUAUUCAUACUCAUUACUGAUUGACCCGAGCUAUUGUGAGGCUGUGUUUCUGCAGCACAAACGACUACCAGUGCUAUAUUACAGCCUAGUGUUCAUGAAUAGUUGAAAGUGUCCCAUUUAAACUAAAGUUGCAUUGAUAAAUCAAAUAUAUCAUAAGGUUCAUAAUGUGGAUUGCGAAAUUCAUCAGUAGGCGUUUAUUUAAAUGAGGACAUCUGUAGAUUGUGUACAUGCAUUUUUUAGAAUUGUUAUACUAUAUGUAAGAGCCAAAUUUUCCUGAUUAUGUUUCGCCGUAUUCAUCUCUGUCGUUUUUCUUCAUGUCUAAAUGGCAUUGUCCAGGAAUCCCAACAGCAUAUUUUUAUUCGCAAUCAUAUCUCAAAACUGCUGUAUGAAUGCAGGUAAAAUCUUUGAUUGAUGAUGCAAAGGCAGGGGUACCAUUGAAUGUUCCUGGAAACUCAUCCAGUCCAAAUGCAGCAGCAACUAAUUCGCUUCCUUCUAUGUUCCCUGCGGGAAGUGCUCCGCCACUUUCGCCAAGAAGUUCCUCUGGUUCUCCACGAACUGUGAAGCGCAGUGCUACUAGUCUUUCUUCCCUGAGUUCUCCACUAAAAGUAGUCAGUACACCGGCGAAGGAAUAUAUACCUCAGGAAAUUAUCUUUUUUUUAAUUAUUUCAUUUUCGUUAAAAUACUUUCACUAGUGGUUCUAAUUUAAUUCUUGGAAAAUCGGUGCAGUUUUACUUUCAGAACGGGCGUCCCCCACCGUAUGAAUUAAAAGAGCAAUGCUUAUCCAAAAUUGAUCAACUUUUCUUUGGCCACAUGGAUGGGCUACGAUUAGAUGGUGAUAAUAUAUUAUUGCAUUAUUGAUACUUGUCUUCUGUGCUGAAGUUUAUGGGAUACUACUGACCUUUCCUUUCUACAAUAUCAGAGUUUAAGGAAGUUACCAAGGAAAUUUGCAAACUGCCGUCGUUUUUCUCUGGGACUCUUUUCAGACGGAUUGAUGUUGAGUGCACGGGAAUUGUGACACAGUAUGCUCUCUUUUUGCUUGUUUUAUCUAAUGAAUAGAAACAAGACUGAUGAGUUUGGUUCCUGUCUGUUUGAAUUUUUUUCGUAUAAAAUACCCUUAAGGAUUUUUUUUUUUGAAAGGGAUGAAAUCAUGUGUUAUAUUUGUAUUUGAUUCCAUUCUUUUUAUUUUUAAAAUUUUUAUGUUCAUUAAGGGAGUAAGGUCUUUCUGCCUAAUGGAUGCUUUUGGCUGUCUUUUUAGCAGAUGGUUCUUAUCUGGUAUUGAACUUGAAUAUAUGUCUCUUUGCCAUUUGCCAAAGAUGUUUUUUCUUCAUCGCGAAAACUAGUGUCAACGUGUUGGAUUUAAACGAGGGAAAUAGUAAAGCGUCUCGUUUUAAUAAAUAUCAUCUCUGCUGACGUCUUUCCUCACAAAAUAGGUUUUAGAACUUUUGCAUGGAACUUUUUACUUUAAUAAUUUAAUUAGUAAUAAAUACAUUUUUAAUCUGGAUUGUGCAUGAUCAUUGCUUUUACAAAACAAAGUUGAUUAGUCGUUAAUGUUUACCAUAGUCUUGAGCUUGCUCCGUGGAUUUCUGAUUAGAUGCAAGUUGAACACCAUAAGUUGCUGCUGGUCAAUUUUUUAUGGUGGUUGAAUGACCCAUUCUAUCUUGAUGGAUAUUCUUGUUUUUUUACUGUUGCUGCUCGUUCUGAACAUGUUAUAAUUUGUCUGUAUUCCAGGGAUGCAUUUGUUAACUAUUGGUUUAACAGCAACAUGCUGUCAGUGGAUAUAGCUAAGCGAAUAUUUAGCAUUUUGAAGCAACCUGAUCAAAACUACCUAACUCAGGUUGUUUUAUCUCUGAAGCAGCGUUACAAGAGAUUGACUCUUGUUUUUAUUUUCUGGCUAGUACUUAUUUUUGUCAUUUUUUAAAUAAGUGGGUUGAGUAUCAUUGAUUAUCCUGAUUUCUUAUUCGCCAAUUUUUUCAUUGAACGUUAUUACAGGAGGAUUUCAAACCUAUGCUUCGAGAACUUUUGGCAACACACCCAGGCUUGGAGUUUCUGCAGAGCACACCUGAGUUUCAAGAAAGAUAUGGUAUACUUGAACCUUCGGAUUAUCCUGUAUCAUUUUUCAUUUUAUAGCGCCUAAAACUAUUCCGUUACCUUUUGAACCUUCGGUCUCUUUACUUCUUCAUGGUUUUAUAUGAUGCUUUUUUAACAAGUUCAUCUGGUUUCCCUCUCCUGACCGAUCGUGUGCUCUGCUUUCCAUGGAUUCUAAUUUAGAAAAGGGAGAAGACCUGACAUGUGUAAAUUACAUAAUAUCUUUUUUCUGUCGACGUUUAUGGAAAGCAAAAUCAAAAGAAAUCAGUUGUGUGGAAUGACGCUGAAGGCUUAUUUUAUUUCCUUCUCAAAUUUAAUGCAUACACUUCAGAUUAUUAAAUGAAGAUUACAAUCACAUAUCUUCUGCAUUUUUAUGUUGAUGCUGCUUCUAGAGAACCUCAGGAAACUUCAUCAUCCCUCAGUUUUUCUUGAUCAUCAGGGAAUGCUAAAUGCGAGUGUGUAAAUGCUUAAACCAGAUUUUUCAAAGUUAUCGAGUCUUCCAAUUACUUUUGUUGCCAUUUCUAAGAUGUUUCAUUAUUAAAAUGGAGUAGACUUCUUAAGCCUUUCAUCGUGACAGAUCUUUGUGCUGGGAGGAUUUUUGGCAUGUGAUGAGCCUACGAUGUGUAGUCAUUUGUCUUUCAAAGACUGGGCUCCUUCAAUAGGCCAUAUGCUGACAUCUAUAGGGAUUAUUUGAUGUGUGAUGAGUCCACAUUAUAGCCAUUAACUUCACCAAUAAGUUUUCCUUGGUCGCCAGCCUGGGUUCAUGAACCACUUCCCCACUACUUGAUAACAUGCCAUCAAUUUUCAUAAUUUUCUUGGAUGUUUUUUGGCUCAUCUGCUUCAGUAGCCUGUGUUCCAUGAAUCAUUUCCCCUUUAUUGGAAAGUUUGGGAGACGUGAAAAUAGACAAAUUAACUUUUUUCGAAAUGAAGUCAAAUUAACCUUUUGGAUAGUCCCACGAACGCUAUAAAAUGAAGCCUCAUUCUUCCUCAGGAGAGAAAAUGUGGGAUAAGAAAGCCAUGGCUACGCCCAAGAACGAAGUAAGAAGGAAUGACUAGAAAUUAACAACAGUAGGAGAGCAUCAGAUGGCCCGAAUGGAGACGACUGGGGCAAAAAUAAAAUUUUAGGACGGGGCCCAUGAGGAAAGGGUAGAAGACCGGCUGUGAUAGAGGAGACCAAUUACGGAGUGAAUACCUUAGGGAACAACCUAGGAAAUGUUGAUUGUGACGGAAGUACUGGCAGUGAGGAAGUGGUAGCAGGCAGGAGAAGCGAUUCACAUCUUCACCUACAGUUAACAAUUUGGAGGAUGUCAGUGAGAACAUAUGGGAGAACCCUCAUCAGAGAUAGCCUGGCUAUAGUACCUUGCAAAACUGAACUGGUCAACGAUUCUGGUGCAACUUCAUCUUUCAAUUAUAAGAGAAUGUUUCAAAACAACCGAAGAGUGUUUAAUGAAUCUCAAAUGGAAUCUGUAAUUGAAGUAACUCCUAAUGGGCUUUGGAAGCGUGAAGCCCAAUUAUUUGAAGCCUAGUCCAAUUAUAUAACGUGUAGUGGAAAUAAGUAUGAGGGAAUCCUCCUUGGUGGAGGGUGCUACAUGGCAGCCUGCUGAUGUGGUACCUUUUAUGACUACUCAUUAAUUAUGUGGCCUAAUCUAUAAUGUUAUCCCUCCAAUAUGAAUUUACUUGGCAGAAUGCUAUUCGAUUCCACUCCACUUUGUGAGUUUGUCGUAGAUGCGAACUUGGUCUAUUCUUUACCAGCGUCAAAGGAAGAGCUAUUUAUAUCAUAGUUUCAUUCGUGGAAUGAUUUUCCUAGCUGACACUAUUUUCUCCUUGUGCUGGGAUGUCUUCUUUCUUUACCAUGGAUGCAACAUGUAGGUUUGGUGGUAAUGCUGUCAGAUGUGAGUUUAAUUCAUCAUCUCAUCUGCAGCUGCUAUGCAUCAGGAUAGUAUGUCUGAUCCUAUUAACUUCUUUUAACAUGUUUUCCAUUUCUAAUGAUUCCCUGUCCGAUCGGAACCCAGCUUUUAGUUUCAUUUUUCACUCUAUGUGGACUGUCAAAUUCAAGGCAGAAUAACUGUUACCGCUAUUCUGUAUUUAUUUGAUGUUUAUUGGAUAAACACGUGUUUUUGGAUCGGGUCAGAAAAAAUCGAAGGAUAUUUAGAUGUGCAUCAGAUUUGAUUUGACCAACAACAGACGAUGUUAAUAAUUCGAAACAGAUAUCUCCUAUAAGGAAAGCACUAAAUUUUCACACAGUUUUAUUUUAUUCCCCUGGCCCAGAUAAUACCUGGCUGGGCCAUGAUUCUUUGUUUCCUAUUAAUAAUUCAUAAACAAUUGAAUUAUAUCAUUCGCAUUGUUCAGAAUAUAGUUUGUAGAAUCCUGAUUGUCAACUUAUGAACUCUUAGGCCGCGACAAGUUUUUUUUUUUUCUCUUGUAUCCUUUUUUUUUCCCCCUUUAUUUCUACCUCUUGUGCAAGAUUGUACUCGGAAUGGUUUGUCACGGCUUCAUCUUUUUUUAUGCACUGUUCUUCCUUUUUGGAGCGUACAAUUCUUUUGAAUGGCUUGCAUCACUAUUAUACCCAUUUGAUCUUACUGACUCAUGAAAACUGUUGUCCUGGGUGCAGCGGAGACAGUUAUCUAUCGAAUAUUUUACUACAUGAAUAGAUCGGGGACUGGCCAUCUUACCCUCAGGGAGCUGAAACGUGGAAAUCUGAUUGCUGCAAUGCAUCACGCAGAUGAGGAAGAUGACAUCAACAAAGUGUUGAGGUUGGUCUGCCGUGAAAAUUGAAGUCCAGAAUAGAUUUUCAAUAUUUUGAAACGGACAUAAAUUAAUGAAAGUAGAUGUUAGAAGAGGCAAGGCGUCUCUUAUUAUUGCAUUUUCCUCGGAAAACGAAGCAACCAUCAUUAUUUUAUCGUUACGGUAAUGGCUAAUUUCGAAGUCAGAUUCACCUGUUCCCAAUCGGGUAGGGACGCAUUACUAGUUUUCAGAUACUCAAUUUUUAAACGGAACUACAAGAAUAUCAAGAAAAAAAUUGUGUUAUAGCAUCCAUUUAUCGCACUAAUUUUACGUCCGGAGCAAUUGUUCCUAAGAAUGGGGAUAAAAACUUCUUUCUUGGAUUGUUCUUAUGCCAUGGUCUUCUGUAGUGGAUGGAUCCCCGACAUCAGCCGGAAAUCUGGGGAAGGCGGCAUCUGAGAAUGUUGGUAGUUGGUGCCUAUAACUGGAGGCGGCUGCAAGAAAAAAUGUUUUUCUUGUUCUUCUUUAUCCUUUGCAAGAAGGAGCCGGGUGUAGUUUUGCCAUAUUUCUCUCACUAGUAGCCGAUGAAUCUGCGAAUCAGUAAAUCUUGGAUUAUUACUUUUUCUUUUCUCAUUUUCAAUGGGGAGAUCAGAUUCUCCCCUUGGACUUAGCUUGAGCAACCCUAUUCCGAUCCGUCUCACUGUGAAAAAAUUGGAUUGCGAGUCCCCUUGUUAUUGGAUAGUUACUUAUGAGUGUCUUUGUAAGCUGUCGGAUUGCUCCUUGUCUGACUGUAGUUUUGGUUACAUAUAUUUUAAACGUCAUAAGAACUGUUAAUUGCGUAUCCACGGGCAGAUUUUUAGUUUCAUAAAAUGGUCAAAUCAUUGAAACCCCCUUCACAAGGUCCCAGGAUCUUAGGCAGGGGGAUCAUGUAUCGCCUUUUAUCUUCCUCGUAAAAAUAGAAAAGCAGCGAAAAAUCAGAGAAAGCAAAGUUUUCUGGUGUCUGGGUUGGAAGAGGAAGGUUAUGGAAACAUAUAGCUCAACUAUCCUUAUCUGCAGACGAAAAUUCUUUUCAUUGUUGGUAUGAACCUAAGUUUUUUAGAGUUCGGUAAGUGUAUCAGGUCUGAAUUAUAUUUCCAAACUUGAAGUUAGUUUUCUAGUGUGCAGUAUACUGUAUUUAAUUCCUACUAGACAUCUAGGAUGUUUUUUGUAUCACUUCAACGCAAGUUUGAGUGACGUCAUUUCAUGCAUUGGAUGGUAGAACGCUAAGCACUCUCUAUGGAGUUGUACUCUCUACAUCAGUGUCAUGGAACAAAGCUACUCCUUUUUAAAAUUUUAAGCUUCAUAAGGGGAUUUUAAACAGAAUUGUAGCUGUUGGAUGUCCUUUUUUUCUCAAAAAGCUGACACACAAUGACAAGUUUUCAUUCUGUUAACUGAGAUAGAGUCCGGAAGUGUAAGGUUUGUAGUGACACCAUCGGUAAAUCCCAGCUUGUUCAGCAGAGAUAUGGGCAUUGACCGUCCCAUGGUCUCGAUUAUGUGGCAUUUAAUAUUCAGCGAGCAAAAAUAAACAUGUUAUACGCCAUAUUGCCUAGCACGCAAUAUUAAGAAAGAUGAAUGUUUUCGGAUUCAAAUCUGGAACGAUGUUGCGUGCAUAUAUCUUGGGCUAAUCAUCUUCAGUAUAUUUAUGUUUCAUCGUCAACAUGUUAUCGCUUAACCGUGCUUGAUUUUCUGCAGAUACUUUUCUUAUGAGCAUUUCUAUGUGAUAUACUGCAAAUUUUGGGAGCUUGAUACAGAUCACGAUUUCCUGAUUGACAAAGAAAACCUGAUCAGAUAUAGCAGCCAUGCUCUUACCUACAGAAUUGUGGAUAGGAUUUUUUCACAGGUUUGACAGACCGAUAUCUUUUCUGCUUGAUCUUCCUUUUUUAUUUUAAUUAUCCGUGUAGCUUCGAACCUGCUGACCAUACGCAUUUUAUUGACGCUUAGGUUCCAAGGAAAUUUACCAGUAGAGUUGAAGGGAAGAUGGGCUACGAAGAUUUCGUCUACUUUAUUCUGUCUGAAGAGGAUAAAUCGUCAGAACCUAGCCUUGAAUAUUGGUAAAUGCCGUAUUCUAACAUUGGAGUUAGAGUUCAAAUACCCUUCAUUCUGUAUUGUGAAGCUUAUUGUGCUUAGAACACUAUAAUGGACGAAAACUCUUUUGUUAUACAUGUUCAUUGAUAUACUAUAAGUUUGCAGGGAACAUUAUUACAUGAGAAAUGAACAUUUCUUCAUUAAUAUCGUUCUGGAAUGUCAUUAUCCUUUCAGUGAAAAAAUGAAAGAAUAUUCGGUCACGGCACUCACAGUUCAAGAUAAUCGUUGGCUGUUGUCACUGCUACGCACCACUCACUCUUUACCAUGAUUUUUUGUCCUCCACUGACAUUCCUGGAGAAAAACUGACCGUAAUGGGGUGGGUAAAUGGAUAGAUUUGUUUGUUUAAAAGCUCCGGAUGUUUUUCUUCAUUGCAUUAUUUCUUUUUUACCUUAAUUGAAACAGUGUGUUUAUUUGUCUAUUUUUACUGAAUCAUUAGCCUUCUUUAAAUUUUCUGAUAUACAGGAUCCUGCUGGUAUCCAAUUUGUUUCUCUUACUUAUGAUGUGAAUGCUUAAAAGGAUGCACAUUUAUUUCAGUAGUACUAUCUUAUUCCCUUUCUGAAAUUAGCUGACAGUUCUGGUCGUAUCACCUCUAUAUUUUCUUGAUUAAAGAAGCUUCAUUCCAGCUUCAAUGAAAUGAAAAGAAGCUGCGUGACCUUUAGAUUUUCAAGAUGGACAAGAAGAUGCGUACCUUGGCUUCUAACUUAAUUGGGCCUUAGCGUUGUGCUAGAUUUUGGUUGCAGAGACAGGCCUAUACCCAAAUACAUUUGUAGACCUUGGUGUUUGCGAUGUCUGAAACUUGUGCAUCAUUCUUGUGCAGAAGAAAUUUUAUCUGUCGAUUUUUUCUUACGUAUAUUGCUUUAUCUUUUUGUCGAAACUCUCUAAACACCGCCACAUGGGCAAAAAACCAAAAGAAAGAAAAUGCAUUUCUUACGUAAUGCAUUCAUUUUUGCAGGUUCAGGUGUAUAGAUUUGGAUGGUAAUGGAGUGCUUACACCCAACGAAAUGCAAUUCUUUUACGAAGAACAGUUGCAUCGAAUGGAGUGCAUGGCCCAGGAACCUGUUCAAUUCGAGGAUAUCUUGUGCCAGAUGGUUGACAUGAUUGGGCCUGAGGUCCGGUCGAAUCAUUGAUUAUUCAUCUUUAGAUAGAGAAAUUUUUUUUCUGCAUUUUGCUGAUUUUUUUACAUUGACCUUCAGAACGAGGGUUUUCUUACCCUGCGCGACUUGAAAAGCAGCAAACUCUCUGGAAACGUUUUCAAUAUCCUUUUCAACCUCAACAAGUUUAUGGCUUUUGAGACUCGGGACCCGUUUCUCAUCCGUCAGGUGGGAAACCCACCCUGGGAUAUCAUUUCCCUCUUGUUCACGAGGGCUUUUGAGCUUUUGCCAGAGCUUAUCCCAAAAGGAUUUGAUUCUCAGAUGCGCUCUAAUACCCAUCAUUUUCUGUUUUGACUGGUGCAGGAGCGUGAAAAUCCAACGCUGACUGAGUGGGACCGCUUUGCUCACAGAGAAUACAUUCGGCUCUCUAUGGAGGAAGAUGGUGAAGAUGCCUCUAACGGAAGCGGGGAUGUUUGGGAUGAAUCACUUGAGGCUCCUUUUUGA